Messenger RNA from Limanda limanda (common dab), 765 nucleotides. RefSeq names its product fish-egg lectin-like. The transcript has 5 exons. Lineage: Eukaryota; Metazoa; Chordata; Actinopteri; Pleuronectiformes; Pleuronectidae. The record is from RefSeq and is a predicted model, not a curated record. Bases 1 to 765 code for a protein of 254 amino acids.
AUGAAAGCUGUUGCAGCCCUUUUGCUGGUGCUGGGUUGCCUGGCUGUCAGUCAGGCAUGGAGAUGCGGACCGGUUCGGCGGCACCUUGUCAAACAGGUUGACGCUGGAAUGGGAAUGGUGGUUGCAACAGACAUUGACAAUCAGGCCCACUCCCUGAGUGGACGCAACUGGUACAGGCUUGGCACGUUCAAGCAUGUCUCAGUGGGACCUUCUGGAGUGUGGGGGACUGACCCCGCAAACAGGGUCUACAGCUUGGGAGCUGGAUACUUAAGACGAGUCAAUGGUCUGACUAUGCCGCAGGUAGAUGCUGGUGGUGGUGGGCAGGUCGUCGGGGUAAACCCCUCCAACAAUUACAUCUUCUGUUUGAGAUCGGUUGAUGCUUUGAUUCAAGCGGUCAAUAACCGGUGGACUAGAAUUCCUGCAACCAUGAAGUACAUCAGCUGUGGCCCACUGUACGGAUGCUGGGGAGUUAACCAUAACUCCCAAGUUUAUGUCUCAUGGGGAGGAAUAUCACCAACCACCUGCAGCAAUAUUGGCUGGGUAUCCGUGCCAGGGCCGGCAAUGAAAAUGAUUGAAGUGGGGACAGAUGGAAGCGUGUUUGGAGUGAGUACAACGGGCACAAUCUACCAAAGACAUGGCAUGACCGCACGAUUCCCACAAGGCACCGUUUGGGGUUUAGUCCCGAUGUCCAUGACUGUCCAGCACGUAUCCUAUGACCGGCAGCAGCUCUGGGUCGUCACCAUCUCUCAUUUGCUCAUGAGAUGA